CAGCGAAACCCAAUCAUCUCAACUCACUGCGACCUGCCUGCUCUUGCCAUAGACUUUCUCAACCACUCUCUCAAGCUAUUAUACAAUACUUGGGGAGGUCUUUAAACACACAACUAGGCACAGAAGUCACACCUCUUCCAAGAUGAAGACUUCGGCCAUCCUUCUCUCCCUCCUCACCGCCGUUUCGGCCUCGUUGUUUGGUGGACAGGGCCAAAGUGCUCUUGUAGACGAUGCGUUCUCGGUGCCUGGAAAGAACCCUCUGAACUUCUGCGCCGAUCCAAAAGAGUAUAUCCUUACUGUUGACUACGUCGACCUAUCACCGAACCCACCUGUACCAGGUCAAAAACUGACCAUCACUGCCAACGGUACCUUCUCCAAGGACAUCGAGGCCGGCGCCACCGUCUUCCUGCAAGUCAAAUAUGGCUUGAUCACUCUUAUCAAACAAGAAGCCGAUCUCUGCGAUAACCUGCCGAAAAUCGACAUGUCUUGCCCAGUCAAGGAGGGCGUUCUGUCACUGACAAAAGAGGUUGACAUCCCUAAGCAAGUGCCACCCGGGAAGUACACUGUCCUCGCCGAUGUCAACACAGUCGAUAAAGAAAAGAUCACUUGUAUGGAGAGCACAGUCUUCUUUUCCAGACCAGGAUCAUCAUGAGCUGGGAAGAGGCUGGGACGCAGAGAGAUGGCAUCCGUCGAGCGAGAAUGUUCAGCAUGGUCUGC
Molecule: messenger RNA, 717 nt
Organism: Exophiala viscosa
Lineage: Eukaryota; Fungi; Ascomycota; Eurotiomycetes; Chaetothyriales; Herpotrichiellaceae
Product: ML domain-containing protein
Exons: 4
Coding region: 143-652 (169 amino acids)
Biological process (GO): intracellular sterol transport
Molecular function (GO): sterol binding
Source: RefSeq, a predicted model, not a curated record